Messenger RNA from Helianthus annuus (common sunflower), 994 nucleotides. Its product is annotated as transcription factor bHLH30. Lineage: Eukaryota; Viridiplantae; Streptophyta; Magnoliopsida; Asterales; Asteraceae. Gene Ontology annotation, molecular function: DNA-binding transcription factor activity; protein dimerization activity. The transcript is spliced from 2 exons. The record is from RefSeq and is a predicted model, not a curated record. The coding region runs from base 79 to 771 and encodes 230 amino acids. Gene Ontology annotation, biological process: regulation of DNA-templated transcription.
CAUAUAUGGAGUUUAGCUCAUCACUCUCGGUCGUCAAACACAUUUAGCGACUAAACUUUAGUUUUCUUUCUAACAAGAAUGAUGCAAUAUUUACCAAGUCAUGGAUAUGAGUUCACUAAUUGUUCAAGUAUUAUCAGAAACUUGGUAUAUGAUCAUGGAGGAGGUGAUUUAUCAGCUAACAGCGAAGCGAAGGUGGCGGCAGAGGCCGAGGCGAAGGCGGCAGCUGCUUGUAACCGACACAGCGAAGCUGAACGCAGACGCCGGAAGAGGAUCAAUGGCCAUCUUGCCACUCUCCGUGGCCUCCUCCCCAACACUGUCAAAGCGGAUAAAGCUUCGUUACUAGCAGAGGUAGUGCGACGGGUAACCGAGCUAAAGAAGGUGGCUGCCGAAUUGGAAUCGACGGGUAUGGAUGAAAGUGAAGGAUACUACAUGAUACCAAGUGAAAAUGAUGAACUUGAGUUGACAUACGUUGGAGAAGAUUCUAGUACAAAGAAGAUUAUGAUAAAAGCACGUAUAUGCUGCGAAGAUAGGCCAGAGCUGAUCGUGGAGUUAACGAGAGCGUUGGGAUCAAUGCAUGUUAAAUUAGUGCGUACCGAGAUAGGCACAUUGGGUGGGAGAAUAAAAUGUGUGUUAUGGGUUCAAGUCUCGUCGGUAACAAAAGACCAAGGGUUGCAAGAACUACGAAGGGCGUUAAAGGUGGUUACGGAUCGUGCAUCGCUCAUGGAUCUGCCUAGAAACAAAAGACCCCGUGGUUCGGAUACAUGUGUCUGAAAUUUUGGUGUUUCAGAGGUAUUUAAAAUGUCAAGGGUAUCAAGUAUUCUUGUAUUUGUGGCCCUUUAAAAGGGUAUAUUUGUGCAUUAGUUAUUGAUUCUUUGUAUUUUGAGUUAAUCUUAACUCGAUAGUUGAUAAUGGCAAUAAAGUAAUGAUAAGCAGGUUUGAUGGGGUGGUACUUUGGUAGGCAAAAGAAUGAACAAGCUCUGUGUUCGAUCAGUAA